Molecule: messenger RNA, 1356 nt
Organism: Homalodisca vitripennis (glassy-winged sharpshooter)
Lineage: Eukaryota; Metazoa; Arthropoda; Insecta; Hemiptera; Cicadellidae
Product: arginine-hydroxylase NDUFAF5, mitochondrial
Exons: 3
Coding region: 291-1343 (350 amino acids)
Biological process (GO): mitochondrial respiratory chain complex I assembly
Cellular component (GO): mitochondrion
Molecular function (GO): S-adenosylmethionine-dependent methyltransferase activity
Source: RefSeq, a predicted model, not a curated record
UACAGACAGAAUAGAGAGGUUAGGUAGUGACUGCAGAAUAGUGUAGACUGUGUGUAAUAGUGUGAAAUUCGUAUUAUACAAGUUAUAGACAAUUAAUUGCUCUCAUUUUAUUUGUUUUAUUAAUCUAUUAUAUGAUGUAUAAUCUAGAUCUUGCAUGAAAACUAAAUAUUUCUUCUACAAUUAAAUUUUAAAAUGGGAUAGGUUAUUGAAUACAUUCAAUAUAACAUUUACAGGCCUAGCCUUUACAGUAUUAUUUUCUUUCUAUGUAACAUCUGCAGAAUAUUUAUAAAAUGUUGUCUUCGUGCAAGAAAUAUGUUCAGUUCCUCUGCUCAUUACAUGUUAAAAACAUUUCAAAUUCAACACAUCAUUGUUUUCCGCUUAAACCAGAGUCUCCAAUGAAUGUUUUCGACCGUAAAGCGAAAUCAAAGCAAAAAGAGAGAGCAGGAGGAAUGCCUGAUGUAGAAGUUUAUGAUUACUUAAAAAGUGAAAUAGGAUAUAGACUGUCAGACAGAGUGUUAGAUGUGAAAAGGACUUUCAAAUGUGCUCUUGAUCUUGGAUGUAGUCGUGGUUAUGUUUCAAAACAUAUUAUUGCAGACUCUGUAGAAAAACUUAUUAUGUGCGAUACCAGUCCAACAUAUCUAUCUCAAGCAAGCCCUCCGGAAGAAGGUGUUGUUGUGGAACGUUUGGUUGUUGAUGAAGAAGAUUUACCUUUCGAAAGCGACUCAUUAGAUCUUGUUAUUAGUAAUUUAUCAUUGCACUGGGUAAAUGAUUUACCAGGUACAUUUUCACAAAUAAUGAGAGUGUUAAAGAAUGACGGUGUUUUCAUGGCUUCAGUUUUUGGAGGUGACUCAUUGUUUGAAUUAAGAUGUUCUCUCCAAUUAGCAGAGUUAGAAAGAGUCGGAGGAUUGUCACCACAUAUAUCUCCAUUCACCUCAGUCCAAGAUAUCGGCAAUCUUUUGACCAGGUCUGGCUUUACGAUGUUAACCAUAGACACAGAUGAAAUUGUUGUUGGCUAUCCAUCAAUGUUCGAACUCAUGUGGGACUUGAAAGGUAUGGGAGAGAGUAAUGCAGCGAGAAAUCGAAGUUUACACCUGAGCAGAGACAAGAUGCUGGCAGCAGCCGCUAUAUACCAGGAGAUGUAUGGCCAGGAAGACAAGAUCCCUGCCACGUUCCAGGUGUUAUACAUGGUAGGCUGGAAACCUGACCCGUCCCAACCAAAGCCAGCGGAAAGGGGUUCCGGUCAAGUGUCUCUCAAGGAUCUCUACAGGCUUGACGAAGUUGUUAAAGAUAUAAAAAAGAUGCCACUGGAUGACAACAACCCUGACAAAGACAAAAAUAAAUAGUUUGUUAAAAAUA